Molecule: messenger RNA, 876 nt
Organism: Rotaria sp. Silwood2
Lineage: Eukaryota; Metazoa; Rotifera; Eurotatoria; Philodinida; Philodinidae
Source: the annotation of a GenBank genome assembly
AUGAGUAUUGUUUCAAACUCAAAUGCAAUAGCAUUAUCAUCGAGCAAUGAAAAUAAUCAGAGUAUUCUUCAUGAUGUUGUUCAUGCCACUAUUCAGCAAAUACCACGACAAGAUAUACAAAAUUAUCUACAUGCAGCUGUAGGAAAAACGUUUGAUAUCAUGCUAAUGGGUUCACCUCGAGUUGGAAAAAGUACACUGAUCAAUGCCAUUCUACAGAAAGAUGUGGCUCAAACAUAUGCUGGACGUAAUACCUGUACGAAAGAAUUUAGUUAUUAUGAGUAUGAAGAAUCUUAUAUUACAGAAACCGAAGACAGCCCGACAAGAACAUCAACAAGUUCGAUUCGAAUUUGGGAUUCACCGGGUAUUGAAGAUUGGACAAGAUUAGAUGUCAAAGAAUAUGUACAAGAUUUAAUUAACAAAAAAAAUCCAGUUUGUCUCAUUUUUUGUGCAUCACCAGGUACCUAUGUUGAACUUGAACAACUCAAAGGUAUUGUUGAAGCAUGCAAAAAUUUGAAAGUAUUCAUUACAAUGGUUAUAACAAACAUGUAUGCAUCGGAUGAAGCAGAUAUCAUUUUGAAAAUAUUUCAAGAUACUCUGAUUCGUCAUCAUGUACAAAAAAAAGUUGAAAAGAAUAUUUAUUAUUAUGGUCCCAUUGGUCUUUGUACACAAGUCAAUUCGAUUGAUUACGUAGUAGACGAUAUUAGAAAAAAGUCGGAAGGUAUCGAUGAAUUAAUGUUAGGCAUUAUGAAUUCAUUAAGCGAUGAAAAACUAUUACAAUGGUGUUUUGCGAUACAAAACAAUGCUCCAUUCUGGACUAGAGCACAAAAACAAAUUUGGAAAUUAUAUUCUUCUUUCAAACGUUUACUUCGUCAUUAA